UGUGACGAGUGUUGCCUUGUCGGCCAAUGCCUUGAUCUUAUAUCUGCAGAGUGGAAAGAGUAUCGUGUCAUUCAACACGACAAAUUCAACAUGAUGACAUCUCCAAACUUUGUCUUCUUAGUGGCGUAUUUGCUCUUUGGGAAACUGGCUGAAACGAACCAUCUUGUUCUGUCCACAACUGCUCAUCAAGACAUUGGAUUUAUAUCAGCUAAUGUUGGCGACAACGUGACUUUGUCAUGUUUAUUCACCAGAGAUGAUGAUGAACUUUACUGGUACAAGCAAACACUGGGUCAGAAGCCACAGCUUAUCUGUUUUGUAAAAAGGUUAGAUGCAAGUGUCCGAACGGACAGCUAUUGUAAUAACGUUCGAAAAAAUCCACGUGUCUCACUUCAAACUGAUGCUGGUUUGAAUCACCUUAACAUUUCUGAUGUUCAACUUUCAGACUCAGCGACUUACUUUUGUGUAAGCUUUCGGUCAGUUUGGUCUGAAUUUAAAGAAGUCAUCACUGUGAGUGUGGAGGGUUCAAGGUGGAAUCUUCACCCUCUGGUCCAUCAGUCAGAGUCACAAAGACUUCAGCCAGGAGAUUCUGUCACUCUCAACUGUACAGUUCACACAGGAGCAUGUGCUGGAGAAGAACACAGCGUUUACUGGCUCAAGAACUCUCAAGAACCUCACCAUGGAACCAUUUACACCAAAGGAGACAGAAGUGAUCAGUGUGAGAGGAAACCCAACACUCAAACACACACCUGUGUCUACAAAUUACCAAUGAACAGUGUGAAUCUCUCUCAUGCUGGGACCUACUACUGUGCUGUCGCCACAUGUGGACAUAUACUGUUUGGGAACGGGACCAACCUGGACUUUAACGACCAGUCAUCAAUGUAUAUCAUGGCUGGAGCUUUGACAUUCACCACCCUCCUGAGUAUUUUACUGGCUUUCUUACUGUACAAGAGAGACAAAUGUUCAGAGUCUUGUGCCCAAUUAUCAGCUCGCGCCACAACAAAUGAAGAGGGAAACAGAGAUGGAGACAAUGUCCACUAUGCUGCUUUAAGUGUCCACCUGCCUAACAGAUCAAGAAGACAGAUGGACAAUGCAAAUAAUGAAUGCGUGUACUCCAGUGUCCGACAUUAACUCUGUCUUUGUUAGUUCUGUCAUUUUCUCAGUCUUUCUUUAUUGUAAACAUCACACGUGAAGUUUUGUUUGAGUUUUUUUCCCCAAAUGAAUAUCUGAACCUUAGUCAUUUACACUGUAAUUUACAUGCUAUUGUUUCUGUGGUUUUUAGCAACAUGUACA
Messenger RNA from Solea solea (common sole), 1290 nucleotides. RefSeq lists its product as uncharacterized. Bases 91 to 1128 code for a protein of 345 amino acids. The record is from RefSeq and is a predicted model, not a curated record. Gene Ontology annotation, biological process: response to bacterium. The transcript has 5 exons. Lineage: Eukaryota; Metazoa; Chordata; Actinopteri; Pleuronectiformes; Soleidae.